Chionomys nivalis (European snow vole) is the source of this 3759-nucleotide messenger RNA. It is a transcript of the gene Rbak, whose product is annotated as RB associated KRAB zinc finger. Gene Ontology annotation, molecular function: DNA-binding transcription repressor activity, RNA polymerase II-specific; RNA polymerase II cis-regulatory region sequence-specific DNA binding. The record is from RefSeq and is a predicted model, not a curated record. Gene Ontology annotation, biological process: negative regulation of transcription by RNA polymerase II. Bases 642 to 2783 code for a protein of 713 amino acids. The transcript is spliced from 3 exons. NCBI's taxonomy places the organism in Eukaryota, Metazoa, Chordata, Mammalia, Rodentia, Cricetidae.
UUGCAUGGCCCUGGCUGUCCUGGAACUCGCUCUGCAGACCAGGCUGGCCUCCAGCUCAGAUAUCAGCUGCCUCUGCCUCCAGUGUGUGCCUCCACUAACCCAGUUGUCUCCCACGUUUUCUGGCCUCUCCAGUUUACACAGUCCAGUUGCAAAUGGGAACUGAACUGUCGUGGUGGCUCAGCUUCGUCUCACUGGCUGUAAUAAACUGCCCUGAGAGAGGCAGCCUGAGGGAGAAGGGCCUGUGUGGCUCAGGAUUCCAGGUUGUGGUCCAUGAUCCUGGGGAAAUCAAGGCAGCAGAAAUGUUAAGCAUCUGCGCUUAUUACAUCUGCAGUCAAGAGCGAAGAGCACGGAAUUAAUGCCUGCUGCUAGCACUCAGCUGGCUUUGUCCACUCUUAUAGAAUGCAGGAUCUCUGCCCCAAGGAAUGAGGCCACCCAUCUUCCUACUUCAGGUCUUCCUACUGCAGCUAGCGUAAUACAGACACACCCUCAUGGGCCAGCCUAAUUAGACAGGUGGUUCUAGAUCAUGUCAGGUUGAUAGUUAACUGCUACAUUCGAGUUUUGCUUUUGCUUUUGUUUCCCGAGACAACGUGUUUGCGAUAAGGUUUGUUUCCCUUCCAGGCUCUGUGGCGCUGAGGUGUGGAAUGUUGGCGGCUCACUGCACCGGUUGGUUAGGAAAAGCUUGUUCUCUCUGGCCUUUUCUGUAUCCCCUAAUUCUGACCACAGUGCCAUUGCAGGGCCCACUGUCCUUCAGGGACGUGGCUGUGGCCUUCACCCAGGAGGAGUGGCGGCGGCUGGGCUCAGAGGAGAAGACGACGUACAGGGACGUGAUGCUGGAGACCUACAGCAACCUCGUCUCCGUGGGGUGUGAUGUCACCAAGCCGAACGUGAUUAUUAAGUUGGAGCAGGGAGAAGAACCGUGGAUGGUGGAAGGUGACUGCCAUGUGCAGAGUCACGUGGAAAUCAGUAAAGUAGAUGACACCGUAGAGAAAAUCCAAGAAAGCGAAGGCAAACGUAUGGGGCAAGCUGAGGAUCUCAGCAGCCGAAGAGCAGAGAAGGGGGAUGCGUUUGAUAAAACAUAUUGUUGUGUGUCUUGUGGGCAGACUCUGGAACCCGUGGCAGCACUGAUUAGUAGUGAUGGAAGGUAUGCACCGGAGAAGCCCGACAAGUGUGCUGAUUGUGGGGCAGCAUGCAGAGAGAAAGCGGGUGACUUUAAUCAAAAUGGGGAUACUCAGCAUGAUGAAAGCAUUCUGCAGGAAUUCGCCGUUGUGGAGAAGCCCUUUGAUUAUGAGUGCAUGGAAGCCUUAGACAGCGAAACUGUUUUCAUGGCUCACGAGAGAGCUUAUAUGGGGGAAAAACCCUAUGAAUGGGAUGAUGAUUCUGGACCAGACUUCAUCCAGAUGUCAGAUUUCAGUGCAUAUCAGAGAUCACAAAUGGAAAUGAAGCCCUUCGAAUGUACACAGUGUGGGAAGUCCUUCUGUAAAAAAUCCAAAUUCAUCAUACAUCAGAGAGCUCACACAGGAGAGAAACCGUAUGCAUGUAAUGUGUGUGGAAAGUCCUUCAGUCAGAAGGGGACCCUCACUGUCCAUCGGAGGUCACACUUAGAGGAGAAACCCUAUAAGUGUACCGAAUGCGGGAAAACCUUCUGUCAGAAGUUACACCUCACACAGCAUCUGAGAACUCACUCAGGAGAGAAGCCCUAUGAAUGCAGUGACUGUGGGAAAACCUUCUGCCAGAAGACGCACCUCACUCUACACCAGAGGAACCAUUCCGGGGAGAGGCCCUAUCCAUGCAACGAGUGUGGGAAAUCCUUCUCCCGAAAGUCUGCCCUCAAUGACCAUCAGAGAACACACACCGGAGAGAAGCUGUAUAAGUGUAACGAGUGUGGGAAAUCCUACUACCGAAAGUCCACUCUCAUUACACACCAGCGAACGCACACGGGGGAGAAGCCCUACCAGUGUAGCGAGUGCGGGAAGUUCUUCUCCCGGGUGUCGUACCUCACCAUCCACUACAGGAGCCAUUUAGAAGAGAAACCGUAUGAGUGUGCGGAGUGCGGGAAGACCUUCAAUCUGAACUCAGCUUUCAUUCGCCAUCGGAAGGUGCAUUCGGAGGAGAGAGUCCUUGAGUGUAGCGAGUGCGGGAAGUUCUCCCAACUGCAGUAUCUCCCCGAUCGCACGAAUGACUUAGGACAGAAACACUAUGAAUGCCGUGAGUGUGGGAAGAGCUUCCUUGAAAGCUCCGCCUUCAGUGGGCCCCAGUCCGUUCCGGAAGAAGAGAAGACGUACGACUGUAAUAUAUGUGGUAAGUCGUUCUCUGAUUUGUCGUGCUACACCGUACACUACAGAGGUCAUUCCGAAGAGAAGCCCUUCGGGUGCGGUGAGUGUGGGAAGACCUUCUCUCAUAAUUCAUCCCUCUUCAGACAUCAGAGAGUGCACACGGGUGAAAAGCCGUAUGAGUGUUGUGAGUGCGGGAAGUUCUUCUCGCAGAAGUCCUACCUCACCAUCCACCACCGCAUCCACUCGGGGGAGAAGCCCUACGAGUGCAGCAAGUGUGGGAAGGUCUUCUCUCGGAUGUCCAACCUCACCGUGCACUACAGAAGCCACUCGGGAGAGAAGCCCUACGAGUGCAGCGAGUGCGGGAAGGUCUUCUCUCAGAAGUCCUACCUCACUGUCCAUUACCGGACUCACUCGGGAGAGAAGCCUUAUGAAUGUGAUGAGUGUGGGAAGAAGUUCCACCACAGAUCAGCCUUCAAUAGCCAUCAGAGAAUUCAUAAAAGGGGGAUAUAAGUGCACUCGGUGUGGAAAAAUCUCUGACACCUCAAUUUAAAACAGACAUUUGGUUAUAAUGAACAUUGGAAGUUUAAUGGGGAGUCGAGUAUGGAUUUUUCCCCCUAAUUUUUAUAUUUGUGGUGCUGGGGAUUGAAUACAGGGCCUUUUGCAUGCUAUAGAUGCUCUAAGUAGAGCUGCACCCCAGUGGCUUAUGAGUAGAGCAUCCAUGCUCCAUGUGAGAAGCCCUAGUACAAAAUCCAUCUUAACCUGAAUUUUCAGAAAAGAAUCUGUAGAUAUUCAGCAAGAAACAAACCAUGACCAUAUAACUCAUGGGACACUAGAUAUUAUUUACAGGAGUGAAACUUUCAAAGUAUUUAAUAUUUAUUUCUGAUUUAAAUUGUAUUUACAAAUCAGGGAAUCUUGCUAAGAAACAUCAAUAAGGUUGAUGUAACACACUUUGGAAACUUAUUAAAAGCCAUAUUUGUGAUAUAAAAACAGGUGUUCAUAGAAAAUAUGCAAGAAGUUAUCUGUUCUGAAUAAACUUAUAAAAAGGAAGUUACAAAGUUGGGAGUUGAUCCUAAGGCUGACCAAAUAUGUGGCAUCUCUGAUGUUUUAGAAAUGCAAAUUAAUAAUAAUUCUAUGCAAUCUCUCGCAACCAUGGCUGUGAAUAAUUUUGAAAACAUGAUAUUGAGCAUUAGAAUGGCAAGUGUUACAAUGGGAUUUAUUGGUGAAAUUGUUAUAUAAUGGGAAAGCACAUAAUUUUUUUGUGAAUGCUUACCAGUAGACUGAUUUUGUUAAAAAUUUUCAACUGGAAUUGAGCAAUUUUUUAAAAAUACUAUUUUGAUAAACUUUGCUGUCUUAGUGUUGUAUUGCUAUGAAGAGACACCAUGAUCAUAGCAAAUCUUUUAAUUUUUUUAUUAAUUAAAUAUUUAUCUUACAUCACAACCCUCCCUUCUCUCCCUCCUCUUCACCCUUCCAAUCCAGUUCUUAUAAA